CGCUACUUGGACUAGCCCUUCACAUCCGCGGAGAUCCCAAGAAGACACGAGUAGUACUCGCAGACAAAUUCUCCUCCUCCUGAAAAUCCAGUGAACUGCAGCAGCAGCAGACGAGCUAGCAACCAUGGCGUCGUCCACGGCAGCCGACGGCGACGACGAGGUGGUACGCGAGUUCGGCCCGAUCCUCCGGGUCUACAAGAGCGGCCGCCUGGAGCGCCCCCUCGUCGCGCCCCCCGUCGGCCCGGGCCACGACGCCGCCACCGGCGUCCACUCCCGGGACGUCCACCUCGGCGACUACUCCGCGCGCCUCUACCUGCCUCCUCCCGCCGCCGCCGCCGAGCGCCUCCCCGUCGUCGUCUACGUGCACGGCGGCGGGUUCGUGGCGGAGUCCGCGGCGUCCCCGAGCUACCACCUCUUCCUCAACCGCCUCGCCGCCGCCUGCCCCGCGCUCUGCGUCUCCGUCGACUACCGCCUCGCGCCCGAGCACCCGCUCCCGGCGGGCUACGACGACUGCCUCGCCGCGCUCCGCUGGGUGCUCUCCGCCGCCGACCCCUGGGUCGCCGCGCGCGGCGACCUCGACCGCGUGUUCCUCGCCGGGGACAGCGCCGGCGGCAACAUCUGCCACCACCUGGCCAUGCACCACCACCACGACGCGCCGCCGCGCCGCCGCCUCAGGGGCGCGGUGCUGAUCCACCCCUGGUUCUGGGGCUCGGAGGCCGUCGGCGAGGAGGCCCCCGACCCCGAGGGGCGCGCCAGGGGCGCCGGGCUGUGGGUGUACGCGUGCCCGGGCACCACCGGCAUGGACGACCCGCGGAUGAACCCCAUGGCGCCCGGCGCGCCGCCGCUGGGGCGGAUGGCGUGCGACCGGGUCAUGGUGUGCGCCGCGGAGGGGGACUUCCUCAGGUGGCGCGCCCACGCGUACGCCGCCGCGGUGGCCGCGGCGAAGGGCGGCGCGGCGGUGGAGGUGCUGGAGACGGCCGGGGCGGGCCACGUCUUCCACCUGUUCGACCCCGACGGCGACAAGGCCAAGGAGCUGCUCGACAGGAUGGUCACCUUCGUUAACGGCGCCGGCGCCGACGCCGCGUGAUCUCCGAGUUAGCGGCCGCGCGCCAUUGUUUUUGCUUUUGCGUGUGCGAAAAAAAUUCCCUACUUUGAUUUGAUGAACUCUGCCAAGCUGUGAUUGAAUAAAUGUGUGAUUUUUAUGGUUGCUGAUGCAUAAUGUGUUAAUGAAAUGCCCGAAUUUCCUACA
Oryza sativa Japonica Group (Japanese rice) is the source of this 1249-nucleotide messenger RNA. RefSeq names its product tuliposide A-converting enzyme 2, chloroplastic. Gene Ontology annotation, molecular function: hydrolase activity. Lineage: Eukaryota; Viridiplantae; Streptophyta; Magnoliopsida; Poales; Poaceae. The record is from RefSeq and is a predicted model, not a curated record.